CCUCGAACCCCUUGAACCACGCACGCCCGCAUGCCAACCCUCCGAGCCGAGUAUGUACAGCGUCCCCUCGAGCGGGGACGACACGAUAAGCGAGACGGACCUUUUCUAUCAGCGCAAGCGGCGCGGCUCCACAGCCGCCGUAGGGCUGCGCACCACCGCGGUGCCCAUGUCGCCAGAAUUCGGCUCCAUCCCCUCUCCGCCCGGCUCGCCACUCCAUGCCUCGUUGCCUCUGGGCUCGCCGCUGGAUUCACCGCUCAGACUGCCCCUCCGCGCCCGUAACCUCUCUGCUCCAUCAGGAGAGAUCGAUGACUUUGGCAGUGGAGUCGGAGGGGAGAGCACGCCCAAGCCCCGUCGCGAGAGCCCGAGCCGGCGCUUAUCGUUCACCUCCGACGUAGAAUGGCUGGGAAACGGGUCACCUUCGUCGUCGCCGUCUAAGAGCUCGAACAGAGUGGUAGUGGUCUCGCCGCCUCCGUUGCUGGAGCUGGAGGGAGUGCCGGCGCAACCCGCGAUCUCGCUGCCGCCAGUGGUACCACCGUCCGCGCCGAUCGCAUCGCCGCCCACAGCUGUUCCAGCACCAUCGGCUCCGCCACCUCCACGUAGCGACAAUAGCAACAACGCCGAAUUCCCCUCUGGCUCACUGCGCAAAAGAAGAGUCCCAGCGCCACUCCUCAACAUCCCUCCGCCCCCGUCGGCAUUCCCAACACCUCCGCCCGUGCCAGUCAGUGGGGAUAUCCCGCCCCCGCUCCCAUCCUCCUUCUCGCGAGGUUACCGGAGCCGCAUCGUGCGCGGCGCCGUCCCAUGGCGCGACGGCAAGAUUGAUUAACGUAGGGUAGUACAUG
Cutaneotrichosporon oleaginosum is the source of this 839-nucleotide messenger RNA. RefSeq lists its product as uncharacterized. NCBI's taxonomy places the organism in Eukaryota, Fungi, Basidiomycota, Tremellomycetes, Trichosporonales, Trichosporonaceae. The record is from RefSeq and is a predicted model, not a curated record.